CACAAAGGACCACCACAAAACUACCUAUCUUAGUCUUUCUUUUUCUCUCUCUCGUGAAUAUAGUUACUUCAUUUUCCAUCCACCUUGUAACACAUGAAUAUCUAACAAUAAUCCCAAAAACUCAAGAUUCAUUCAUGAAAACCUGUAUUCUACUACCUAAAAUUCACACCUUUUCUCUAACUAUUCUCAAACUAAACAUUUGUUUUCUUCUCUUGUUGUAGGCACUAAAAAAAAAAAAACAUAUGAAAAUGUGGUUUUUUUCUUGUCCUUCUUGUUUUUUUAUCUUCAUAUUUCAUGUUGGUUUAUUGUAUGGAUCUUUAGCUAUUGAAACUUUACAACUUAAUGAUGAUGUUUUAGGCCUCAUUGUAUUCAAAUCAACUCUUCUUGAUCCUAACUCAAAACUCUUAUCUUGGAAUGAAGAUGAUAACUCUCCUUGUGCAUGGGAAUUCAUCAAAUGUAAUCCAAUGAAUGGUAGAGUUUCUGAACUUAACUUAAAUGGUUUAAGUUUAUCAGGAAAGAUCGGUAGGGGGCUCGAGAAGUUGCAGUCAUUACAGGUAUUAUCUUUAUCAAACAACAACUUAACUGGUCCUAUUAGCCCUGAGUUAACUUUGUUAACAAAUCUUGAAAAUCUUAACCUUAGUCAAAAUGGCCUAUCAGGAAAUAUUCCUCCAUCUAUUUCAAAAAUGACCUCCUUACAAUUUCUUGAUCUCUCUCAAAAUUCGUUAUCUGGACCUGUCUCUGAUACUAUGUUUGAUAACUGUGGUAAUUCGCUACGUUAUCUUUCUUUAUCUGGGAAUUUUCUUGAAGGUGCAUUUCCAACCACAGUUUCCAAAUGUAACUAUUUGAAUCAUCUCAAUCUUUCAAGAAACCAUUUUUCUGGCGACCCGGGAUUUUCCGGAGGACUCUGGGGAUUGACAAGGCUAAGAACAUUAGAUCUUUCACAUAAUGAACUCUCUGGAUUAGUACCUGUUGGUAUUUCAGUGUUACAUCAGUUGAAAGAGUUGUUGUUACAAGGGAAUCAAUUUAAUGGAAUGUUACCUUCUGAUAUUGGAUAUUGUCCACACAUGAAAAGAUUAGAUUUGAGUGAAAAUCUAUUCACAGGAGAAAUCCCAGAGUCAGUACAAAAGCUUAAUGCUCUUUCUUUUCUAAGCUUAUCAAACAAUAUGAUAAAUGGAGAUUUCCCUCAAUGGAUAAGUAACAUGAGCAGUUUGGAAUACUUAGAUUUUUCAGGCAAUAGUUUAGAAGGGACAUUGCCUGAUUCAAUAGGGGACUUGAAAAUGUUGAAAUACUUGAGUUUAUCUGGUAAUAAAUUGAGUGGAAACAUUCCAAAAUCUAUGGUUUAUUGUACUAGUUUAUCGACGAUUCGACUAAAAGAAAAUGCAUUGACUGGUAGCAUUCCUGAGGGACUGUUUGGUAUAGGAUUAGAAGAAGCAGAUUUUUCAAGAAAUGAGUUGAGUGGUUCAAUUCCUCCUGGUUCUGGCAAAUUCUUUGAAUCAAUUCAAGUUCUUGAUUUAUCAGGAAACAAUCUUACUGGAAAUAUUCCAGCUGAAGUUGGACUUUUUUCCAAGUUGAGAUAUUUGAAUAUUUCUUGGAAUAAUUUUCAAUCAAGAUUGCCUCCUGAAGUUGGAUACAUUCAGAAUCUAACGGUGUUAGAUCUUCGACACAGUGCUUUAGUUGGAUCAAUUCCUGGUGAUAUAUGUGAUUCUGGUAGCUUAGGAAUUCUUCAGCUUGAUGGAAAUUCAUUUACUGGACCCAUUCCUGAUGAGAUUGGAAAUUGUUCAUCCCUCUACUUAUUGAGUUUGUCUCAUAAUAACUUAAGUGGCUCAAUACCAAGGUCUCUUUCAAUGUUGAUGAAGCUCAAGAUAUUGAAGCUAGAGUAUAACCAAUUGAGUGGUGAAAUACCACAAGAACUUGGCAAAUUGGAAAAUCUUCUGGCUGUUAAUAUAUCCUACAACAGGCUCGUUGGACGGCUUCCAUUAGGUAAUAUAUUUCAGAAUUUAGACCAGAGUUCAUUGGAAGGGAAUUUGGGCAUUUGUUCACCUUUGUUGAAAGGUCCUUGUAAGAUGAAUGUGCCAAAGCCUUUGGUUCUUGAUCCUUAUGCUUAUGGAAACCAAAUGGGAGGUCAAAACCGAGGCGAUGAAACUUCAAGAAGCAAUAGCAAAAGGUUCAAACACCAUAGAUUCCUUAGUAUUUCAUCCAUUGUUGCAAUCUCUGCUGCAGCUGUGAUCGCGGUUGGAGUAAUGGUGAUAGCCUUACUAAAUGCUUCUGUUCGAAGGAAGAUUGCGUUUGUUGACAACGCCUUGGAAAGUAUGUGCUCAAGUUCUUCUAAAUCCGGGAGCUUAGCAACUGGAAAGCUAGUGUUAUUGAACACCAAAUCGUCCCCGGAUUGGACUAAUAACAGUCUUGAAUCUGUCCUAAACAAGGCAUGUGAAAUCGGUGAAGGUGUUUUCGGGACAGUUUACAAGGCUCCAUUGGGAGGGGAAGGAAGAUUAGUAGCUAUCAAGAAGCUUGUGACAUCAAAGAUACUCCAAUACCCUGAGGACUUCGAUAGAGAAGUCCGAGUUUUAGCAAAAGCAAGGCAUCAAAAUCUGAUAUCCUUAAAAGGGUAUUACUGGACUCCUCAACUUCAGCUUUUAGUAUCAGAUUAUGCACCAGAAGGAAGUUUACAGGCCAAACUACACGAAAGGCCAUCAUCUUCACCUCCACUAUCUUGGUCCACUCGAUUCAAGAUUGUGCUCGGUACAGCCAAGGGACUAGCACAUUUGCACCACGCGUUUAGGCCAGCAAUCAUUCACUACAACAUAAAGCCUAGCAACAUCCUCCUUGACGAGAAUCUCAACCCGAAAAUAUCAGAUUUCGGGCUAGCAAGGCUCGUGACAAAGCUCGAUAAACACAUGAUAAGCAACAGGUUCCAGAGUGCACUAGGCUAUGUAGCACCUGAAUUGGCAUGUCAGAGCUUAAGGGUGAACGAAAAGUGUGAUGUUUAUGGUUUUGGGAUGUUGAUUCUUGAAAUUGUGACAGGGAGAAGGCCAAUUGAGUAUUGUGAAGACAAUGUGUUGAUACUCAAUGAUCAUGUGAGAGUGUUGCUUGAACAAGGGAAUGUGUUAGAUUGUGUUGAUCCAACAUUGGAUACAUAUCCUGAAGAGGAAGUUUUGCCUAUUCUGAAAUUGGCUUUGGUAUGCACUUCUCAAAUACCAUCAAGUAGGCCUUCAAUGGCUGAAGUGGUUCAAAUCUUGCAGGUCAUCAAAACACCUGUUCCUCAAAGAAUGGAAGCAUACUAAACAUGUCACAAACUUCAUUGUCUUUUUAUUUUGUCUCCUAUAAAUCCUAUUAUUAUUAUCUUAAGCUCCUAAUUUGGUUAUUUUGUUACUAGAUAGUGAUAGAGAGUUUGGUACUUCUCUAUCAUUUGUAUGAAAAAUAUGGCAGGGUGCAGUAACUUCAAUCUUGUUUGUUCCAUUUUCUUGAAUUUAUCCUGAUAAAGUUUAUGGGUUUUCGA
Nicotiana attenuata is the source of this 3496-nucleotide messenger RNA. Its product is annotated as probably inactive leucine-rich repeat receptor-like protein kinase At3g28040. The record is from RefSeq and is a predicted model, not a curated record. Gene Ontology annotation, biological process: protein phosphorylation. Lineage: Eukaryota; Viridiplantae; Streptophyta; Magnoliopsida; Solanales; Solanaceae. Gene Ontology annotation, molecular function: protein binding; ATP binding; protein kinase activity. The transcript has 2 exons. Bases 243 to 3281 code for a protein of 1012 amino acids.